AUGGAAAAUAAUAUUAUUUCGAGGAAAUUGGAUUUUGAGGCUCUGGUGGAGAAACACCAGCAAUUGGGGCGCUAUUUCGACGGGGCGAGGUACGACUUCCGCAGUAACGAGGCGGUCAUUGCGAUCACUGAGGUUUUGCUGAAGGAGUGGGGGCUGGAGGUACACGUAGACAGGGCCAGAUUAUGUCCGCGAUUAUUCAAUCGUCUCGACUACCUGGAGUUUAUGUGCCAAUUGCUCGGUUCAUGGACAAAUCAUGUGGGGCUAGACGUCGGCACAGGCCAUCUGGCGAUCUAUGCACUACUGGGAGCCAGACUAUUCGAUCUGCAGUUUGUGGGCACAGAUAUUGACGAGGAGUCGUUGGAGCUGGCUCGGGCCACUGUGGAGCAGAAUAAUCUGCAGGAGAAAAUCCAGCUGGUGCUGACCAGGCCGCAGGACCCGCUAGGUAGCAUUUGUGCGUCGAAUGAUCUUGGAAAGCGAGUCCGUGAAAAGUUCCCCCAUCCGCUGGUUCUCCAGUCUCAUUGGAAAAUACGACUCGCUCAAGCCCCUGAUCUCGCUUCUGCGCGUCCGCAAAAUCGACAACUUCGGCGUGCACGAGUUCCGCAGCAGCCAGGCGCUGGCAGGAACACGCCGCUGGAUCCUAUUCUGGUCUUUCCAGCCCGAGCGGCCCGACGCAGACCUGUUCAACAGUGUAGUGCGUCAGAAAACGCGACGCGAGCUCCAGUGCACGCGCGACAAGCUGCUGGAGCGGAUCGAUGA
Messenger RNA from Ogataea angusta, 756 nucleotides. RefSeq lists its product as uncharacterized. Gene Ontology annotation, cellular component: nucleus. Gene Ontology annotation, biological process: rRNA base methylation. Gene Ontology annotation, molecular function: 23S rRNA (adenine(1618)-N(6))-methyltransferase activity. The record is from RefSeq and is a predicted model, not a curated record. NCBI's taxonomy places the organism in Eukaryota, Fungi, Ascomycota, Pichiomycetes, Pichiales, Pichiaceae. The transcript is spliced from 2 exons. The coding region runs from base 1 to 756 and encodes 251 amino acids.